Topomyia yanbarensis is the source of this 2277-nucleotide messenger RNA. RefSeq lists its product as uncharacterized. Lineage: Eukaryota; Metazoa; Arthropoda; Insecta; Diptera; Culicidae. The transcript has a single exon. The record is from RefSeq and is a predicted model, not a curated record. The coding region runs from base 1 to 2277 and encodes 758 amino acids.
AUGUCAAGUGAGCUGAAGGAUCUAAAGUUGCAGCAGCGACAGAUUCGAAGCACGUUCGACGGUGUGAAGCAGUUCAUCGUGGGAUCCAAGCGAGAGAAGCAUGAAGCACAUGUCGAAACCAGAUUGGAGAUGCUAGAAGGUGCAAUGAAGAAGAUGUACACAAUUAGAAGAAAAAUAGAUAUGAUCAUGGAAGAUGCAGAGGAGAAGGAGAGACAAGAGUCGAAGGAAGACCCAGGCAAUCGUGAGGCUCGACUAGCAGCACUCAGUGAAAGGCGGGAAGCUGAACAAUCUUCUAUCAUACAGCAAACCGAAGACACUUACUGCGAGUUGAGGGCAUCAUUGCAGCGACUGCUUGGCCAAACGGCCCAUGCUUCAACGUCUUCGGAGUCAUCAACUGCACCAGUACCAAUAACUCCCAGUGCUUUCUCGAAGGUGAAGCUGCCAGAAAUUAAACUCCCGAAUUUUGGAGGCAUUGGAGAUUGGGUCACGUUCCGAGACAUGUUUAUAAGCCUAAUUCACCGCAACCACCAAUUAACCGAGAUAGACAAAUUCACGUACCUUCCGUCAUCGCUUGUAGGCGACGCGCUGCAGGAAAUCUAUACGAUAGAGAUUUCAGCGGCGAACUACAAAAUAGCGUGGGAUCUGCUCCAGAAACGUUUCGAAAACAAGAAACUAAUUGUAAAGGCUCACCUUGAUGCACUUUUUGCUGAGGAAUCAGUGAAACGCGAAUGUUACGACGGUUUGAGCCAUCUGCUCAGUGAGUAUGACCGGAAUCUGCAAAUGUUAGAUAAGAUCGGCGAAAACACUCAGAACUCGAGUACCAUCCUCGUCUACAUGAUGUGCUCCAGGCUAGACUCUGUUACUCUCCGCCAUUGGGAAUCGCACCAUUGUUCUAAGGAGGUUCCCACCUAUGAUGAGUUAGUCGAUUUUCUUCGCAAUCACUGUGCUGUACUUCAGUCGAUUGCCCCAGCCAAACUCUGCCAGACAGAGAUGAAGAAGCCUCGUUUCACCGUCAGUCAGUAUCACGCGACAACUGAAGCUGCCAAUCGUUGUCCAUUCUGUGGGGAAGGUCCCCAUUCUGCAUUCAAAUGCCAAAGGUUCCAAAAGAUGAAGAUUGCUGAACGGUACGAGCACGUAAAGCGUCGUGGGCUGUGUUUAAAUUGUCUCUCUCCAUCGCAUAUGGUUCGAUUCUGUACAAAGGGUUUUUGCCGAUACUGCAGGCAGAAACAUCACACGCUUCUGCACAAUGGAGCGACGAACGGCGGAGCAGCUGCAUCAUCUACACCGCAGAACAACUCCGUCCCGCAUGCGCAGAACAGACCAUCAAUAGCGAGCACAUCACAAACACAACCACAGCCACAGUACCACACCACACAGAGUCACAACAACACAGCACCCACCACGAACUCACUCCUUGUCGCACACACGAAUUUGCAAUCACACUGUCACCAACCACCCACAUCAGAUCACACUUCCUUGGGAAACACCAACACAUUGUCUGCUAACACCUACACUCUAGCACGACAAGUUUUGUUAUCUACCGCCAUGGUUCGAGUGAUUGAUCCUUACGGAAACGUCCAGUUUGCGAGAGCGCUUCUGGACUCUUGCUCCGAGUAUUGUUUUAUAACCACGAAUCUGUAUCAGAAGCUGAACUUACCCGAGAUGGCCAACUACCUGUCGGUUGCAGGAAUUGGAGGAUCGGUAGUUAAAUCGACGAAGAUGGUAGAAGCAACGAUAACUCCGAGGUCUACCUACAUUUCCAAAUACUGCGAAAACGUCAAACUUCAUGUCCUGCCGAAGCUCACGUCCGAUUUACCGUUUCACUCUGUCGAUAUUCAGCAACUGUCUAUUCCGAACGACGUCAACCUCGCGGACCCUCGAUUCAACGAACCUGGCCCAGUAGAUAUUAUCAUAGGAGUGGAGCACUAUUAUGAUUUACUUACAGACGGAAAAAUGAAACAGUCAAAAGAUGGACCAACACUGCAAAAAACAGUUUUUGGUUGGAUCGUAUCAGGUCUUGUAUCCAGUAGUAUGGCUGAAGUUUCCAGAACCAUUUCCCACCCGUGUGCAUCGCUCGAUCUUCGUGAUCUACUUGCAAAAUUCUGGGAGCUGGAAUCAUGCAACAGCAAGAGCACUUUGUCAGUGGAGGAGUCGACGUGCGAAGAAUUUUUUGAUCGUACAACGGUGCGCGAUAAAGAUGGGAAAUUCGUUGUCACUCUUCCAAAGAAAGAUUAUCGGAUCACGCAAAUCGGAGAAUCAAAGGCCAUAGCGACAUGA